This is a messenger RNA of Grammomys surdaster, 1158 nucleotides long. RefSeq names its product golgin A7 (gene Golga7). Gene Ontology annotation, biological process: peptidyl-L-cysteine S-palmitoylation; protein targeting to membrane; Golgi to plasma membrane protein transport. The record is from RefSeq and is a predicted model, not a curated record. The transcript is spliced from 5 exons. Gene Ontology annotation, cellular component: Golgi stack; palmitoyltransferase complex. Bases 146 to 550 code for a protein of 134 amino acids. Lineage: Eukaryota; Metazoa; Chordata; Mammalia; Rodentia; Muridae.
AAGGGGAUCGGCGAGGGGGAGGCCUUGGGCAUCUUUGGGCGGUGGGUGGCUCCGAAGGGCUGACGGGGCCGGAGAGCCGGCUCUAGGCCGGCAAUCUGACCCGUGUCUUGCCCGAACUCGCAGAGCGGCGGGUCCUGUCCUCGCCAUGAGGCCGCAGCAGGCGCCGGUGUCCGGGAAGGUGUUCAUUCAGCGAGACUACAGCAGUGGCACCCGCUGUCAGUUCCAGACCAAGUUCCCCGCGGAGCUGGAGAACAGGAUUGAUAGACAGCAAUUUGAAGAAACAGUUCGAACUCUAAAUAACCUUUACGCAGAAGCGGAGAAGCUUGGAGGCCAGUCCUAUCUUGAAGGCUGUUUGGCUUGUUUAACAGCAUAUACCAUCUUCUUAUGCAUGGAAACUCAUUAUGAGAAGGUCUUGAAGAAAGUCUCCAAGUACAUUCAAGAACAGAAUGAGAAGAUAUAUGCUCCCCAAGGCCUCCUCCUAACAGACCCCAUUGAGCGAGGACUCCGAGUUUUUAGAUUGAAAUCACCAUCUAUGAAGACAGAGGUGUGAGCAGUGGAAGAUAAACCACAGAAUGAAAGAUCCCACCUCCAGCUGGGACCUUCGUCUAUCCACUGGCUGAUGGCAGAGUGUCCCUACCUCCUCUCCAGAGCGUUAUUCUCUUGUCUCUGCUGCCAGAGCCACGGUGCCACACCUGGAGUGACUGCUUGUCACUCAGCAUCCACUUUGUGUCUCCCAAUUGUGUAAGACUCUGUGAUCUUUUGAUUUGUUUCCAAGAAAAUAUAAGGAAGCAAUUCACUUUUUAAAAUUCAAAGCCAUUUAAAAAGCAGGCAGUUGGUCAGCCCAAGACAAAGUUGUUUUCUUUCCUGACACCAGUCUCACUGGUUCUCCUCGUCCCUUGGGCCAGUUUCCUAGGUGGCUUUAUGAUUCCACAAGUCAUGUCUUAGCUCAGUUCUUCCCCCAGAUUAGUAACAGGCUUUGAGGCUGUGUAUGCCUGUGGUCCGGCUGAUCUGCUGCCCAGAUUCCCCAAGCUACCAGCCUUGAUGUGCUUCAGAUCUUAAGAUUGAUUUCUGCUGUUCAAUUUCAGAGGCUCCUUGAGAGAAUAAUAUAUGUUACUUGUUUUAGUAUUGCACUUAUUAUUAAAACAGUAUUUAAUGCAA